Molecule: messenger RNA, 1080 nt
Organism: Zingiber officinale
Lineage: Eukaryota; Viridiplantae; Streptophyta; Magnoliopsida; Zingiberales; Zingiberaceae
Exons: 8
Coding region: 1-1080 (359 amino acids)
Biological process (GO): proteolysis
Molecular function (GO): cysteine-type peptidase activity
Source: RefSeq, a predicted model, not a curated record
AUGGUCGAAAACUUUAAAGAACAAUUGGAAGAGAGUAAGAGGUUAAAGGCUGAAUUCGAGAAAUUGAAGGCUCAACUUGCUAGUGUUAUGCCAGUCAUCAAUGAUCGAACUUCUGAGACUGCAGUAUCGAACAAGUGCUCAAACAUGAAAGAUCUAAAGGUGUUAGAUGAUGUGGAAGAAGUUUAUGAAUGCGACAUUUCAAAUACGAAGGUAUCAGUUGAUGUUGUCUUAGAUGAAGAAGCAGAGCUUUCAAUCCCAAUUAAGUCUAGACCAAGAAUCACUAAAGAUGCAGUUGGAGUCAUUGUUGGUUGGCCUAAAGAGUUGGUAAUUUUUCCAACAACAAAGAAGAAGGGAAAACCUCAACCAUUUGCUUUAUUGGAUGCACUUGGUCAUCGCGACAAGUUCAAGGAUAUUGAAAAGACAUUACCCAUGGCAUGCAAGUAUAUCUACUCACAUGUUGUUAGAUUGAUAAAUGAAUUGGAGAGCAUAUACAUAGAGUUUAAGGACACUAUGUUUGGACGCUCUAAAAGUACACGGUUGCUAAGAGAAGAUAUCUUGUGCUUUAUGGAGAUGAGAGAGAUAGGUACCAGACAAAUUUUGAUUUACAUGGGUUACCUCUAUAAAUAUUUGAGAGAUAAAGACAGGGCUGAUUAUGUUUCAUUUGUGGAUCCCGACAACAUACCUACAUGCCCACUUGGUAAAGAUGGUCGUGACAUAUCACAACAUAUUGCUGAUCAGUUGGAAGCAGUGUGUAGAGACAACAUCUGCCUCAUCCCAUACAACAUUGGGUACCAUUGGAUCUUGACUAUCGUCAAUGAGGAUAAAAAUAUGAUAUAUUUAUUGGACUCUAUGUCUAAUAGAAACCGAGAUGAUGCAUGGAAAACUAUGGUGACCAAUGGGGUCAAGAUGUACAAUGCCUCAAAGGGUAUUGCUAAAGCACCAGGUUUUAAGCAAUUGACGGGCAAUCUAAAACAAAGUGGUUCUGUUGAAUGUGGAUAUUGUGUGAUGAGAUACAUGAAAGAGAUAGUUGAAUGUGAAAAUCCACAGUUGGAGAAGAUGCCAGAAAAUGCAGAGAAAUGA